Messenger RNA from Chinchilla lanigera (long-tailed chinchilla), 3366 nucleotides. It is a transcript of the gene Chrna7, whose product is annotated as cholinergic receptor, nicotinic, alpha 7 (neuronal). Gene Ontology annotation, molecular function: acetylcholine-gated monoatomic cation-selective channel activity; transmembrane signaling receptor activity. The record is from RefSeq and is a predicted model, not a curated record. NCBI's taxonomy places the organism in Eukaryota, Metazoa, Chordata, Mammalia, Rodentia, Chinchillidae. Gene Ontology annotation, cellular component: postsynaptic membrane; neuron projection; synapse. Gene Ontology annotation, biological process: nervous system process; chemical synaptic transmission; monoatomic ion transmembrane transport.
UGUCCCUGCAAGGCGAGUUCCAGAGGAAGCUCUACAAGGAGCUGGUGAAGAACUACAACCCCUUGGAGAGGCCGGUGGCCAACGACUCGCAGCCGCUCACCGUGUACUUCUCCCUGAGCCUCCUGCAGAUCAUGGACGUGGAUGAGAAGAACCAAGUUCUAACCACCAACAUUUGGCUACAAAUGUCUUGGACAGAUCACUAUUUGCAGUGGAAUAUGUCAGAAUAUCCAGGCGUGAAGACUCUCCGCUUUCCAGAUGGCCAGAUUUGGAAACCAGACAUUCUUCUCUACAACAGCGCUGACGAGCGGUUUGAUGCCACGUUCCACACCAACGUCCUGGUGAAUUCUUCUGGCCAUUGCCAGUACCUGCCCCCAGGCAUCUUCAAGAGCACCUGCUACAUCGAUGUGCGCUGGUUCCCCUUUGAUGUGCAGCAGUGCAAGCUGAAGUUUGGGUCCUGGUCUUACGGAGGAUGGUCCCUGGACCUCCAGAUGCAGGAGGCAGAUAUCAGCAGCUACAUCCCCAAUGGAGAAUGGGACCUUGUGGGGGUCCCUGGGAAGAGGAGUGAGAAGUUCUACGAGUGUUGCAAAGAGCCGUACCCAGACGUCACGUACACGGUGACCAUGCGCCGCAGGACGCUGUACUACGGGCUCAACCUGCUCAUCCCUUGUGUGCUCAUCUCAGCCCUGGCCCUGCUGGUGUUUCUGCUCCCCGCUGACUCCGGGGAGAAAAUCUCCCUUGGGAUUACAGUGUUACUCUCGCUCACUGUGUUCAUGCUGCUUGUGGCCGAGAUCAUGCCUGCAACAUCUGACUCAGUUCCACUGAUAGCUCAGUACUUUGCCAGCACUAUGAUCAUCGUGGGCCUCUCAGUUGUGGUGACAGUGAUCGUGCUGCAGUACCACCAUCACGACCCCGACGGAGGCAAGAUGCCCAAGUGGACCAGAGUCAUCCUGCUGAACUGGUGCGCGUGGUUCCUGCGCAUGAAGAGGCCGGGGGAGGACAAGGUCCGGCCCGCUUGCCAGCACAAGCCGCGCCGCUGCAGCCUCGCCAGCAUGGAGCUGAGCGCUGGGCCAGCGCCUCCGGCCAGCAACGGCAACCUGCUGUACAUCGGCUUCCGUGGCCUGGAGGGUGUGCACUGCGCCCCCACCCCAGACUCAGGGGUCGUGUGCGGCCGCAUGGCCUGCUCCCCCACGCACGACGAGCACCUGCUGCACACCGGCCAGCACCCUGAGGGGGACCCAGACCUGGCCAAGAUCCUGGAGGAGGUCCGCUACAUCGCCAACCGCUUCCGCUGCCAGGAUGAGAGCGAGGCCGUGUGCAGCGAGUGGAAGUUCGCGGCCUGCGUGGUGGACCGCCUGUGCCUCAUGGCCUUCUCGGUCUUUACCAUCAUCUGCACCAUCGGCAUCCUCAUGUCCGCUCCAAACUUUGUGGAGGCUGUGUCUAAAGACUUCGCCUGAUGUCAGCAGGCUGCACACAUAGGAGCCACAGAGAGAGAGGCGGGCCUGUUGGGUGCGUGAGAAUUCGGGGUGCUGCCCCAAUAGCAGCGUUAAUGGGAUGACUCCGUGUGUCUUGUGAUGGACCAUCCUGAUGGCUACAGUUUUCUUGUUGUUUCAGUAACAGCAUCUGAGCAGCUUUCUCUUUAAUCCCUUUCUCACUCACACGUACCAUGGCACACCCUUACAGUCAGCGGGGCCAUUAAACGGCCACUUCGCCCGUCUGACCACUUUCUGGAGAGCCCUGCAAGGAGGUUUCUGUAGCUCCAGACUGCCAGGGAAGGCCGCACCGUUGGGUCUGCAUGCUUGCAUGCCACUUGCCAGUAAGGCCCACGUGGAGACACACUGUAUGCUUUUUGCCUGUGUACAAACCUAGACUGAAACAAAUAAUGAACCACACUCACUAAAUCCAUUUCAGCAAUUGACUUGUAAAAAGAAAAAUAACAGCAAAGAACUAGAAGCUUAACUGUUAUUUUUCUGCAAUUCAACUUUUUCUCUCCUCUACCAAGCAUAGUUGGUAGAGAAAACAGUUUUUUGUCAUUGCUAUCUGAGAGAAUUGUUCAUUCUGUAAACCCACAUCUAUCAAGGGCUGCAGGGCCUCAGUUCUAAACCAGGACCAGCCCCAGCAGCAUACGUAUGUGUGGGGUAGUGUGAGCCGUGUCCCCUUAGUUCCCAGAUAACUCCCAGGCUUCUUGUGUUGCCCUAGACAUGGAGGAGUUAAGCAAAUCUGUUGUGUUCUGCAGAGGACAAAGAGAGAUCUACGAGAAUUACCAGGCCCGAGGAAUAACAAAAAUUAACUUCAGCCACUCAUGUGGUUUUUGGAAAGCGUGCACUAGGUGCUUCAUGUGGAUUAGAGCCGAUUAGUCUUAGGAAUGUGUCCAUCCGUAUAAAUGUAUACACUAAACGUGUUCCCUGGCUUUUCCUCCAUGCGGGGCCAGGAGUUAGGGACCGGAACCUGUCUGGGCCCCCUCAUGGCAGGGACUGGGGAGGCAUGGUGCAGCUGCUGGCUUUCCUAGACGCGGGACCAGUGGCAGUCAGCAGGCAGACCUCCAGAGGCUGCACGGCCGAAUCCCAGUUUGUAGCUUUUCUGUCUGCUCCCAGCUUGUUCAUCCCAGCGGCAGCCAAGAAAGUGGGCUUGGGUUCAAUGGGAGGAUUCAUUGGAGAUGUUUAAUUUUAAAAUCUAAUGCUCCACUUCGGUUAUCUAGACGGAAGUCAUUUUGCCUCUCUCCAUUCUUAUUUUUAAUGAGGUCAGAGGGUAGUGCAUGCAUCUCUUCAGUUUUUAGACUGCAGAGCUAUACAAGGCUUUAAGCUCCUGGAGUUCCUUAGUCUGUUCCUGACCCUUGAGAUGGGCUCAUCAUGAGGAAAGAUUAGAUUUUUCAGAGCAAAAUAAAACACUUAUAAACACUUUCCCAGCCACCCAUUUCACUCUUUUCUGGGUAAUGCCCAUGAAUUCACUUGUGCUGGAGGAAGAUGAAGGCUUGGGUGUGCACGUGUGUAUGCGUGUGUGCAUGCGUGUGCACAGGUGCCUGCGUGUGUGAACUAGGAGCACAGACGUUGCUUACAACAACAAGGUUGAUAAAGCAGGAAUUUUGUAGCAUCGAGCCACGUGGGACGAGGUCAUCCUCAGAGUCUACCCACUCUACAUGGACUAGAUAAAUGAUGCAUGAAAUUUCCUGGGGUUGUUUCUUUCUGUUUAAGCAUCUUUAGAAACAAAAAGAAGUGUUUUGCUAUGUAAAGAGAAUGCUUCACUUCUUAUUGUUAACCCCAAAUUGACCCCUACCACAUUUUUUGCUUUAAGAAAGAGGAAAUCUUUUUGGUUUUGUAUUUUAUAUGGAAAAACAUAAAAGGCAAAUAAAAAUAGUUCAUGUUUUGACCA